This is a messenger RNA of Colletotrichum karsti, 1029 nucleotides long. RefSeq names its product putative cytochrome c/c1 heme lyase. Gene Ontology annotation, biological process: cytochrome c-heme linkage. Gene Ontology annotation, molecular function: holocytochrome-c synthase activity. Lineage: Eukaryota; Fungi; Ascomycota; Sordariomycetes; Glomerellales; Glomerellaceae. Gene Ontology annotation, cellular component: mitochondrion. Bases 1 to 1029 code for a protein of 342 amino acids. The transcript is spliced from 3 exons. The record is from RefSeq and is a predicted model, not a curated record.
AUGGGUUGGUUCUGGGCUGACGGACCUGCCACGGCUCCCGCCUCCGCGGCGCAUCCUCAUGCUGGGUCGCCUCCUCCCAGCUGCCCUAUGCAUAACAAGACUAUGGACGCCCUCAACGCGACGCCGAAACCAUCCGCCUGCCCCGUCCCUCACGAUCAACGCAACGCCGCACCUCCUCCGCCUUCAGCAUGCCCUGUCCCUCACGACCAGCGACACACCGCCGUUCCUCCCCCGUCGUCAUGUCCCGUACCUCACGACCAGCCGAAGCCCGAGUCCAAGUCCAUCCUCUCCCAGCUCAACCCCCUGAACUACAUGUUCAAGGACCUUUCCCAGGACCGCGCCAAGAACCAGACCAUGGCCCUUCCCACAGACCGAGAGCCCUCCACGAUACCAAGGAGCACCGGCGACGGGAACUGGGAGUACCCCUCGCCCCAGCAAAUGUACAACGCCCUGCUCCGCAAAGGCUACACCGACACCGACGUCACCGCCGUCGAGUCCAUGGUAUCCGUCCACAACGUGCUGAACGAAGGCGCCUGGGCCGAGAUCGUCGGCUGGGAAGAGCGCUUCAACAAGGGGCUGUACAAGGGCUGGCAGGCGUGCAGCCGCGGCGAGAAGAAUUCAGAGGAAAUGGUCGAGAAGAUGAAGGACGGCACGGAGGAGAUACCAACGUUGAUCCGCUUCCAAGGCAGGCCAAAGGACCUGACGCCCAAGGCUCGGAUGAUGCAGGUCCUCGGUGCGAUCUAUCCCGCCAAGUUCGAAACCGAACCCCCCUUCGACAGACACGAUUGGUUCGUCUCCCGCAAGGUCGGCGGCACGACCAGGGAGAUCCGAUACGUCAUCGACUACUACUCCGCCCCGAACGACGAGGACGACGAACCCGUCUUCCACCUCGACGUCCGCCCGGCCGUCGAUUCUCCCCUCGUUGCCGCCGAGCGGCUGAUCAGGUGGGGCGGCGACGUCUGGUGGAGGGCCUCCGGAGCCGAGGUGCGCGAGCAGGAGGCGCUCAAGGCGCAGCAGCAGAAGCAGUAG